AUGCUCUCUAAAGUUAAUACUAACUUACCUUUGUUGGAUGUUGUCAGGAAUAAACUAGCUUAUGCAAAAUUCUUUGAAGAGUUGAGCACCAACAAAAGGCGAUAUGCGAACAACGAAAAAGUACAAGUAGCAAGUGUAAUGCUUCAGCAUCAAUUGCCCCUUAAGAUAAAGGAUCCUGGUAGCUUCACCAUUAAUAUUACAAUAGGUGACAAAAAUGAUACAAAAGUCAUGUUAGAUUUGGGAGCAAGCAUCUACUUGAUGCCGUAUUCGAUGUAUGAACUACUUGGCUUGGGAGAGUUGAAGCCUACCACUAUGUCUCUUCAAUUUGCAGACAGAUCGAUAAAAUAUUUUAGAGGUAUAGUGGAAGACUUGCUAGUACAAGUAGGUAAGUUAAUAAUUCCAGUUGAUUUUGUAGUACUUGACAUGGAAAACACACCAGCAAGGGAUAAAGAGCAAACCAUACUCCUUGGUAGACCUUUCAUGGAAACUACUAGAACUGUGAUUGAUAUGCAUGAAGGAAAACUUACCAUGACAGUUUUAGGAGAAACUGUAGAAAUUAAAGUAUUUGAUUCUCUAACUUUCUUUCCUAAAUCUAUUAUCGAUAAGUGUUCAUAUAAUUAUUUAGAUUCUCUUGUUGAUAAACAAUUAUAUGAUGAUAUUCCAUUCUUAAUUGACAAGAGCUUUCGUGACACUUUAGAUGUUCGCAUAAAAGUAUGA
Molecule: messenger RNA, 717 nt
Organism: Ricinus communis (castor bean)
Lineage: Eukaryota; Viridiplantae; Streptophyta; Magnoliopsida; Malpighiales; Euphorbiaceae
Exons: 1
Coding region: 1-717 (238 amino acids)
Source: RefSeq, a predicted model, not a curated record